This is a messenger RNA of Chenopodium quinoa (quinoa), 1634 nucleotides long. Its product is annotated as F-box/LRR-repeat protein 13-like. Gene Ontology annotation, molecular function: protein binding. NCBI's taxonomy places the organism in Eukaryota, Viridiplantae, Streptophyta, Magnoliopsida, Caryophyllales, Amaranthaceae. The record is from RefSeq and is a predicted model, not a curated record. The transcript has 2 exons. Bases 288 to 1634 code for a protein of 448 amino acids.
UUCCAAAAAAAAAAGGACCCACUCUUUAUUCAAAUAAUUCUUUCUACUCAUGAAAAUUAAUGGGUGAUUUGGUUUCUAAAGUAAAAAAUCCUACUGUAAAAUCUUAAAAGCCAAUAUAGUGAGUAAAAAGCGGGAUUUUUGGCUCCCACUUCCUCAUUUUGGUGCCAAAAAUCCAAAAAUUUCCCUCCCAAAAUCCCCUCCUAUUUAACUAUUCAAGGGUCACACUAUUCUCAAUUUCUCACUAACCUACAAGGCUACAAUUGACCUAUGCAACUCCAGUAAAAAUAAUGGCCAAACACCAGCGUAAAGAAGACCGUCUGAGUUCACUUCCCGACGCAAUUCUCAUCAACAUACUCUCUCUUCUCCCAACCAACACCGCCGCUUCCACCUCCGUCUUAUCCCACCGAUGGCGCUACCUUUGGACCGGCGUCACUCGCCUUGAUCUCAUCCUUGAUGAUGCACCAAACCUCACUGACUUCCUCAGCAACAUCCUACUACAACUAACAUCCCCGAAACUCCACUCUUUCAAAAUCGAGUUCGAUUCGGGUGCCUUCUUACAUGAUGAUGAUGACCCUGAUGCUGAUGCUGUAGAGUCCUGCUUUCAUCAUAUUUGCUGCCGAAAUGUCGAACAGUUCAUUUUCAUUGACACACGUGUAGAGGAAGGGCACUUUCGAACGCCUGAUUCCUUUCUUAGUUGUCAAUCUUUAGUAGAUUUGCAUUUGUUUGGUCCGCUUAAAUUUGAUUAUAAAAGUACUCAGUUUUACCUUCCGAAUUUGAAGAAGCUUUCCCUGAUUAACCUUUCAAAUGUGCCUGAUUGGGUUUGGUCUUUGCAUACAUUUGUCCCGUUCUUACAAGAUUUAACUCUGGUGUUUGAGACGACGUCUAGACUACCGCCUAAUGUAGUUUCUCCUCUGAAUUUGCAUUUCCUCAAUUUGAAGUCGUUGACGCUAGCUUUAAUUCCUGGUUUUAUUCAGGUUUCUAUUGAUGCACCUGAAAUAACACAUCUUGUUAUUAGUGGUUGUGUUUUACCUUAUACCUUUCGUCGUAUUCCAACUGAAUUAAUCAAAGCGUGUAUUGAAUUGAGGAGGGAGGAUAAGGAAGAAGAUGAGAAUGAUUACGCAGAGGAUUUUAACUGGUUUUCUGAAUUUUUCAGAGGAAUGUCUAUCCGCCUUGAGGUGACUUUGGAUGGGUCUAAUUUUAGUGGGAAUGAUUUGUUGGUUUCGCUGCAAUGCUUCCCUAACUUACAGCAUCUUUGGGUGAAAUUUGAUGUGAUGGGUUUUAUUGACGAACUGGUGCAGACAAUGUGGCGCUCACCUUAUAUUGUACCAAGCUGUCUAGUUAAUAAGCUCGAGAUGAUAAAGAUAAUUGGACUACCACUUAGUGGGAUUGCUGCUGGGCUCAUGUUGCUGAGGUACAUUCUAUGCAAUGCAAAAGUUUUGCGAAAGCUUUACUUUGGUGCUUGGUUUGAUGAACAUUCUCAAGCACAAGAACUCUGGAAGGAACGUAAGUUCUGUAAGUCCUUGUUUAAGCUCCCAAGGUGCUCGCCGACUUCUAAGGUUGUGUUUUCGGGAAGGUUUAUUACAUCAUCAAGUAAUACUUUCAAGAAAGGAAAGCUUACUUGUAAAAUGACCUAG